CAAUCGUGAAGGUGGCAGUGUUACGUCAAGUUUUUCUCAGCUGCAAUAUCGUAUUUUAUAUAAGAUAAAAAUUGUAAAAAAGGAAAAACAUGGAGAUAAUUUAAUGACACGUCAUAAUAUUAAAGAUACAGUGGAUUUUUAAUAUAUAUCCUUGAAAUCUCAGUGACUAAAGUUAUUCGAUGAAGUUGACAUAUGAAUAAGGUUAGAAUUCGCUUCAAAACCAAAAUCAAAUUUGGAAAGGACAAGUAUCUUUCUUAACAAGUAUUAUCAGAAUACAUUAUAAAAAGAAGAUAUUUAAUAGAACCAGUGAAAUACAUUUUCAACGGUGUGUCUGCUGAAAAUCGUUUAGCAGCUGGCCAGUUAAUAGUACAAUUUCAAAUGCAAUGAAAAUAAACGAGAAAAACAUGGUAGCUUUCGCGACUUCGGCAACACCAGUAGAUCGUGAAGGUUGGUUAAAUAAACGCGGGGAAUUAAAUCGAGGCUAUCAAAGAAGAUGGUUCGUUCUUAAAGGAAACAUAUUAUUUUAUUUCGAUCGACGAGGUGACAAGGAGCCAAUAGGUAUGAUAGUUCUUGAAGGUUGUACCAUUGAACUAGCCGAGGAUGAAGAACAAUUUGGCUUUCAAAUUGUAUUUCACGGUCCAAACAACAGGAACUAUGCGCUCGCAGCAGAAUCUCAGGAAUCUAUGGAGCAGUGGAUGAAAGCUUUGGCAUGCGCUAGUUACGAUUAUAUGAAGUUAAUGGUAGCGGAAUUACAAAGACAGUUAGACGCGGCAGAGGAAGAAACAACGAUGGUAACGGUGCCUUCUCAAUCGCCUAAAGCACCCCCUAGGCAGCGACAUAACCCUUUUAACAGAUCAGAAAUGCAUCAUCGUUCGCAAAGCGUUAGAUCUGCGCCUGGCAGAACAGAAAAUAUCCCAAGGACGAGGAUAACGUUCCGCGAACUGCACACUAUGUACGGCAGAAGAAUUUUGGCGGAUUUAAACGAAUGGAGGCAUACGAGAAAAGCUGCGGAGGCUCCGUUGAUUAGUUUUUAAUUACGCCUCGUAUGAUUUAUAAUCUGUAAAUAUUUAACGGGAAAUACGAGUCGGUACUUAUCGAACAUUAUUCGAACGUAUCAUUUAUUUUUGUAACAGUAAAACUGGCGAACGAAAUAUUCCGGUCGCUGUUAGAACGUCGAGAAAUUAUCGCGAUCGUAGGUAUAACGAAAAAUGUACUCGAAUUACGAACGUUUACAUGUUUAACCCAAAGCGUAAGUAACAUAAGUGGAAGUAAUCGUGUACAAAUAUUACGAGACGUUACAAAUAGACAAUUAUUAUUUAAGUAAGAAAACUUGAAUCGCAAGUCGUCGUACGUAUACGUUGCGGUUAACUAAAUAACAUGAACCAAAUACAGAAUAAUAGGAAUACCAGUUUGCUCGAAUGAAAUGCUUGAUAAUGCGCACCAAUCUUUUGUAUUAAAUAUUUUAUUGGAAUACUGAUUUUUUGUGUAAAUUAAAAACUGAUUAAAGUAGACAAACAAUGUAGAAUACAGACUACUUAAACUUAAA
This is a messenger RNA of Megachile rotundata (alfalfa leafcutting bee), 1546 nucleotides long. Its product is annotated as Inositol phosphatase interacting protein. The record is from RefSeq and is a predicted model, not a curated record. Gene Ontology annotation, cellular component: trans-Golgi network; early endosome; recycling endosome. Gene Ontology annotation, biological process: endosome organization; receptor recycling; retrograde transport, endosome to Golgi. NCBI's taxonomy places the organism in Eukaryota, Metazoa, Arthropoda, Insecta, Hymenoptera, Megachilidae.